Molecule: messenger RNA, 2127 nt
Organism: Oikopleura dioica
Lineage: Eukaryota; Metazoa; Chordata; Appendicularia; Copelata; Oikopleuridae
Source: the annotation of a GenBank genome assembly
AUGGAGGGUUUUGAAAUCAACGAACAGAUCGGAAAAGGAUUUUUCUCAACCGUUUACGCGGCGCGAAUAUGUAAUGAAGACAGAAAAAUCGCAAUGAAAGUGAUUGACUUGACAAGCGCAUCAAAGGGAGGGCGACUCAGACUGAGAGAAAGAUCGUUACAACGCGAGAUUGAAAUAUCGAAGAAAGUAAAGAGUGAAAAUUGCGUUGAGCUAGUGGCACAUUUCCAGCAUCAAAACUUUGUUCUGAGGCAUUACCUUGCUUAUGAGUUCAUGCCCUCUGGUGACCUCCAAAAUUUGAUUUUCAAAACGGGAAAAAUGAACUCAACGAAAAGUCAUAGCGUGAUCAGCCAAAUCCUCUCCGGCCUCGUCCAUAUUCACACGCUGCAAAUUAUUCAUCGAGAUUUAAAGCCUGCAAAUAUUUUACUUGACGCAGAACGUGGCAGCUUCAAAAUCGCCGACUUUGGCCUCGCCAUAGAGAGUAAAGGAACACGAGCGUGGUUCGGCCACGCUGGAACCGCGGGCUUCAUUGCGCCUGAAGUCUAUCUUCGACAAAGCUACGAUGAGCAAGUCGAUUGUUGGUGCUUGGGUGCCAUUUACGCUUUUAUAGCGACGGGAAGGCCGAUUUUCUGGAGCGAAGAUAAAGAUGUCAUCCGUUCUCUCGUUCUUGACACAAGCAAGAGGGACGCGUGUAUAAAUGAAUUUCUUUCUGAAAUGGACGAACUUGAUCUAUACGAGAUUCGCGAGGAGGUCGGGAAGGGCGCAUUUUCAGUCGUGAAAAAAUGCGUUUCGCGGAAAACGAAGCAAGAAUUCGCCGUCAAAAUCAUCACAACGAGCAAGCUGACGAAACGCGACUUUGAAAAACUCGAAAGAGAGGCGCGCGUCUGCCAAAAAUUACGCCAUAAGAACAUUGUCCGUCUCCAUGAAACCUUUGAUCAAGGAGGAUAUCACUACAUGCUCUUUGAUUUGAUUACCGGUGGCGAGUUGUUUGAAGAUAUCGUGACGAGAGAGUACUACUCCGAACGCGAAGCUUCGAGAUGUAUUCAACAGAUUCUCGAAGCCGUCUCUUUCUGCCACAAAAAUGAUGUUGUUCACAGAGAUUUGAAACCUGAAAACCUCCUUCUUGAUUCAAAGCGGCCAAACGCAGCAAUCAAACUCGCAGAUUUCGGCCUCGCCAUCGAGUGCCAAGGAAACAAACCUGAUCAUUUCGGUUUUGCUGGAACACCCGGUUAUCUCUCCCCAGAAGUCAUUAAAAAGGAAAAAUACAACAAACCCGUGGAUAUGUGGGCCGUCGGCGUCAUUCUUUAUAUCUUGCUCGUUGGUUAUCCUCCCUUCUGGGAAGAAGAUGCGAAAGCUAUGUAUGAAAUUAUCAGGGAAGGCAAAUACAGCUAUCCAUCACCCGAAUGGGACACAGUAUCAAGAGAUGCGAAACAGUUGAUUGAUAGCAUGCUCCGAGUAGACCCAAACAAACGAAUCACUGCUGUUGAAGCACUUAGGCACCCGUGGAUUUGCAAUCGCGAAAAAGUUGCUAACGCUGUUCAUCGUCAGGAAACCGUCGACUGCAUCAGAAAGUUCAACGCUCGGCGAAAGAUGAGAGCUGCCGUUACCGCAGUGAAAUUGACGAACAUCUUCGGCAGAGAUUCUGAAUCGACGAAAAAGUCGAACGACUCCAACUCGCAAAAUCAAGAAUCAAGCUCUGAAGAAGUCAAGCUGGAGAUCAAAUCGGACGCGAAAUCUGAAGGCGAGAGCGACGCUGAGGAUGAAAAGCUUCUGAAACGCGAAGUUCAACGGGCGUUUGACUCGCUUCAAGAAGCAAUCCAGUCGCGCAACUUCGAAAACUUCAAAAAAUAUGUUUCGAAGUCGGUGACUUCGUAUGACCCGGCGGUUUCUGUCCUGGUCAAAGGCCUCGAAUACCACAAGUUCAACUUAUCAGAAGGAUCUAGUAAAUCUCGCACAACAAUAACGAACCAACAAGUCAAGAUGCUGUCGAAAACAAGCGCUAUCACUACUUGUGUCGUUCUCCAGCAGCGGCUUCGCGAUGGAAAUCCGGAGACUCAACAAUUCUGCGAGACACGCACCUGGACAAAAACCGGCAGUGCUUGGAAGAAUUGCCACAUUCAUCGAAGCUAG